Molecule: messenger RNA, 689 nt
Organism: Hirundo rustica (Barn swallow)
Lineage: Eukaryota; Metazoa; Chordata; Aves; Passeriformes; Hirundinidae
Gene: FAM180A
Product: family with sequence similarity 180 member A
Exons: 3
Coding region: 101-619 (172 amino acids)
Source: RefSeq, a predicted model, not a curated record
GAGGGGGAGAGGAAAAGCCAUUAUUUAUUCCUGAAAAGAGAGGAGCUGGGAAAAUAAAAUAGCUACUGUACAGCUACACAUACGUAUUUUAAAGAGAAGGAUGCUUUGGAAGACUUUGGUGCUGCUGCUGUUCUAUUACAGUGCUCAUGCCACUGCGACCCACAGAUGGAGCAGAGCUAUGCUUUUCCCAGCUGCUCAGCGAUUCAAGAGGUCCUCAGCUGCCUUCUUCAACCCAGUGUUACAAAACUCGCUGGAAGAUGUGGUCCUGCUUUAUGAGUUUCUUUUAGCUGAGCUUGACAUUGACAAAGGUCAGAGGAUCUCCAUCAAAGACGAGGAGCUGGCUUCCCUGAGGAAAGCUGCUGAGUUCAACACCAUCUGCAAUGAGAUUAUCCCCAAGAGCAUCACAGAGAUCCGCAGGCUGAGCAGCAGGCUGUCGUCCUACCCCAGGGUCCUCAAGAAAGAAGACUUUGAAAGGACAGUGCUGACCAUGGUCUACACGGCCUACAGAGCCGCUCAGGCCCAGGGGCACCAGAAAGACACUUGGGCUGAAUCCUUUGUCAAUCUUUACAAAGCCCUGAAGAACGAUUUGAUGCUCCCCUACAGCAAACAGCCCUCGUAGUGGAAGGGGAGCAGCAGCUCAGCCGCCUGCCCUGGCUGAUCAAGGACACAACGUUGCACGGCCAACACUU